UAAACUAUCGUAUAGGUAUGACAUACCUUCAGGAUCGGCUGCUUACAAGUGAUAACUAGAUUAUUAUUUAUGUGAAAAUCUAUUUUUUUUCUGUGAAACAAUAUUUGUUCGGCUUUGGAUAUUUUAAUACUAUUACCGGACUUUACCAACUUGAACGUUAAUAGUGUCCCAUUUACCUGUAUAUUGCCUUUGACAUACCUAUAAGGUGAUCAAUAAACGUCACCAACAGGCGGUACCAGUGUCUACCUUAUAACAUCUGUCUACACACGGGCAACACGGCACAGGCAACCUGGGACAUACGUCACAAACGUGGAGAACCUUUCGGGAAAUCAACGCAGCAUUAUUAAUAAGCUACAACAACCAAUUUAGCUGCAACAGCAACUUCAGCUACAACAACCAAUUUAGCUGCAACAGCAACUUCAGCUACAACCACCACUUUAGCUACAACCACUGGGAUAACAAGCCCUCCCGUGAUGGCGUGCGGGGUGCCAGCCAGCGUGGCGGCCGCCACUGUCGCGUACAAUGACACUAUAGCAACCUACACAUGCAUAUCCGGGUAUUCCAUGUCCGGAGGUAACCAGAUCGUCUGUUCUGGCACCACCUGGACCGGAACUGCACCGACAUGUACUUAUCUCCAACAAGCAGACGACAUCGAUACCAAUGUCAAUGUGUAUAGCUCAGACAUGCCGGAUUGGUUACUGGGAGUACUGGCUGCUGUGGCAUGUGUGGCUGCUCUACUGAUAUUGACCUGUAUCAUCUGCUGUUGCAUGUAUAUGUGUGGGUGUGUGUCGGGGCCCCUGGGUUCCGGAGCCAAUGCUGUACACCCAAUGCACGCACAUGAGUCGUCUUGUUGUUGUUGUAACCAACGACGACGGCGGCGGAGGAGGAGAGGGGACGAUUUCUAUGAUAGUAGAUCUUCUAGUGUGGUGGACAUGCGCAAUGGAAACAGGAAUGAUCAGGUACGAAUAGCGGGCUUUAACUACGCCAAGCCGAAGAAAGGAUACCCCAAGACGACACAAGUGGCUGAGGUGAACUCUACACCAGAUAGCGGGAUGGAUUCCUCCCGUACCACCGAGUCGCCUGCGUUAGUCAAUGGCCAGGUUACGACCAUUCAGGAGCUGAUGCUGAGGGAAAAGCGAACCCAACCAGCGAAGGAAGUCAAGAAGUGGAUGCCUCAUUCUCAUAACGUCCGCAGCAUUAACACGAGUACCAAAUAACGAGACUAUGAAAUUCCCCGUAACGUCUACAACAUAAACACGAGUACCAAAUAACGAGACAAUGCAAUUCCUCGUAACGUCUACAGCACAAACACGAGUACCAAAUAACGAGACAAUGAAAUUCCUCGUAACGACUACAACACAAACACGAGUACCAAAUAACGAGACAAUGAAAUUCCUCGUAACGACUACAACACAAACACGAGUACCAAAUAACGAGACAAUGAAAUUCCCCGUAACUUCCACAACACGAACACGAGUACCAAAUAACGAGACAAUGAAAUUCCUCGUAACGUCUACAAUACGAACACGAGUACCAAAUAACGAGACAAUGAAAUUCCUCGUAACGUCUACAACACGAAAACGAGUACCAAAUAACGAGACAAUGAACACCCCUAAUGUCUACAGCACAAUGUUGGUCACAACACUGGUACCUGGUGGUGAGAAUCCACACUACAAUUUAACUUACCUGUCACAACACGGGACACACUGAUACUUUCACCGUAUAGUUAAGUUUAUUUCGGACAUUUAUUUGAUAAAGUAUCGAACUGAUAUAUUGACCUGUACAUCUAGCUGGCAAACCUUUUAUCAUGAUUUUCGACAUUUGCUUGGUAAACUAUCACUAGAUCGUGGCGUAUUGAGAUAUUGUAUUCUCAUUGUUGAUGAAUUUAUGAAAAGGGAGCUUGUUUGAAUGUCUUUUUCGGAUGUGCAUAUUGAUAAAAUCUCGAUUAUAUAGGGCAAAUAUCAAUACGACAGUGGUAUAAUAUAACAGAGACAAUUUUCGGAUUCGAAGUUUGGAAUUGCAAUCAAAAACUUCUAAUUAACAGGACGAUUAUUUGAGUUAUUUUUUAAAAGUACGUCAUAUUGAUCUGAAGCUGUUUUACGUUAUCACCUAACACCUAGGAUGUAGGUAUCACUUGGCUUGCUUACAGUAGAUAUGUUUCGACUGUUCGGAGACUUCUCAAAAAGAAACACAUAUCAAUUGAAUUACUAAUCAGGUGUGUACCGGAGUAGUCAUUUGUCUGAACAUGCUUAUUUUAAUAACAGCAAAUAUAGAUGUAUAACCCUUCCUAUAAAUGUGACAAUGUGAUGGGAAACAUCUGAUUUGAGGAAAUCACUAGGGUAGCUAAAAUCGCCCUGAAGCGAUCUGAAUUUGGCGUUAGUCAAUUGUUAUGAAGAAAUAUUUACCAUCGUAAACACAUAGAAGCUAUUGUUAUGUUAUAUAGUGACCGUAGUAUUGCGACCUCUUAUUUGUUAUAUUUCAUAAAUCGUUGCCACUAUCAUAUUUAUUUGUUUUCAUGUUAGCGCAUGCUAUCAUAUGUUAAUUAUGGUGUAUAUGAUACAUAACCUAUGAUACUAUUUUUUGUCUUAUGUGGUCACCACCAUUUUAUUUCAUACAUUUUUCUUCAAUCGUAAAACUACUAAAUUGUUAGGCUUUAUAUGCAUAACGGAACCUCGUUAGGGUAGACGCCUCAGGAAGCCGGGUUUUCAGGGCUGUCGAUACUUGAUAUGAAUAUUUUGGUAUAUCAGUGGAGGAAGGGGAUUUUACCAUAUGUUUUACACAGGUAUUUGGUAUGUUUAAUAUUUAUGUAAAUUGAACGUAAUAUUUUCCUACCUAUAACCGCCUUUAGAAAACCUCUAGGACUUCGUCUCAAUGUGUCUCUCAUCACAUGUGGUGAGAUACAUUUUAAUAUAAUGUUUUAAUGUACAAUUAUCCUAGUCUAUUUAUCUGUGCCUUUAUUUCCAUUAACUCUUACCCCUGUAGAGUAGACAGUACUCAUGUCACAAAUACUUAGCCCUAGUUAUCAAACGUCUUCCUGAAGACACACAGUGGAGGGUGAACGAGGCAACGAAAGCAGUAACGACCUUCGUUAAUUAUUACUGUGGAUUGAAGCCAAUUAUCAUUCGUCUAUUAGCUGAUAUUUUAUUGUCGGACGGUUCCUUACAGGACAACAUUCGUUUCAUUUCUAGUGCGUUUCUGUUUAGGCUAAAACCCUACUGCAGGAAUUAUCUUGAUAGAAAGAUUUUAUUUAUUUAUUUGAAGACUUCACGUUGUACUUUUUAUUGAAUGCCUAUAUCAACAGAACAGAAGUUGUGUACAUUCGUUACUGUGAUUCAAUAUGUGGGGAAUAUGUGUACAGUGUCCUGUAACGGCAAACCGUGAAAAUAAAUACAACAGAUAUGUUAUACUGUUUACCAGUAUGUGUAGCUAAUAAUUGGAGCUUUCGUUUACUCAUUAUCACGUUUCAUUUACAUGUAAAACAUAUGUCAUUAAAACGCAUUGUUAUUUAUGUCGAAAGUUUACAGAACAAUUUGUUGAGGAGGAGUGUAAACAAUACACUGUGAUUUUCUAUUUUAUUGGAAUAAAGCAGCAAUGUGUAGCGAAUACCUUUAGUUUUAGUUUACCUAUAAUUUCAUUUACAUGUUAAGUAUAUAUCAUAAUGAUGCCUUGUUAUUUAUAUGUUAUACAUUUUACAGGAUAACUUGUUGAUAAGGAGUGUAGACAAUACUCUGUGAUAUAAACCUGAUUAUACAGUUGUUUUAGUUAUCAUUUUAAUAUCAAUAUACGAGAAAGAUUACAAAUAGCACCAAGAUGAACCACUAUUUAAUAAACAGUAUUUAUAGA
Molecule: messenger RNA, 3843 nt
Organism: Pecten maximus
Lineage: Eukaryota; Metazoa; Mollusca; Bivalvia; Pectinida; Pectinidae
Exons: 6
Coding region: 474-1217 (247 amino acids)
Source: RefSeq, a predicted model, not a curated record